CAGAGCGCAAACCAAUUGAUAAAAUUUACAUUGGUGUGUUUGGGAGGACAGGAGCUGGAAAGAGCUCCUUGAUCAAUGCGAUUGUGAAUGAAAAACAUCUUCUACCAUCUGGGGGGUUUCAAGCCUGCACUUCCGUCAUCGUGUACGUAGAGGCCAACACUAAGUCUGACAAAUACAGAGCAGACAUUGAUUUAAUGAGCAAACAGGAGUGGGAUGCGGAGCUGCGCUUCCUGCUGGAAACACUCUCUAAUGAUCAGGAGGACAGGACUGAUGCUGACACUGAGUACGAUGAUGAUGCUGAUGAGAUGCGAGACAUGGCUAAAGAAAAAAUCAAGUCACUUUACGGAGAGGAUGGACUUGAAAAAGGUUAUGAUGAAUUGGUGGGAAACAAGAAAGUCUCAGAUAUUCUGAAAAACUGCAGCAUUUCUUUGACUUACGACACAGCUGAAGAGCUGUCGAACGAAAUUGGCCGCUACAUUCGUAGUGACAGUGACGGAGACCCCCAAUACUGGCCUCUGGUGAAGCGUGUGACCAUCUCCCUUCCUCGCUCUCCUACUCUCCUGGACACAAUUGUGCUGGUGGACCUUCCUGGGGCUGGAGACGCCAACAAACAGAGAGAUGAGAUGUGGAAGGAGUGCCUGAGCCGCUGCGCCUCCAUCUGGAUCGUCAAUGACAUCAACAGAGCUCUGUCUGACAAAGAGGCGCAGAAAAUCUUUCAGGAAAGUUUGAGGAGCAUCGCUGGAGGAGGAGAGUGUCACAACAUCACUUUCAUCUGCACCAAGACAGACAACAUCAAUCCAAAAGAGUUAAAAAAGAAUGACAAAAUCACUGAUGAGAAACUUCAAAUCAGUGAAUUCAAGGACUCUCCAGAUUUUAAAAAAAGGGAGAAACAGGCAUGUAUUCGGUACCGUAAUGAGAAGACUAAAGAAAAGUUCGGAAAAAAUCACAAAGCAAAGAUCAAGAAUUUUCUGCUUGGUGAAAAUGUGGACUCAGACAAGUAUUUUGAUGUGUUCACUGUGAGCUCUCAAGAAUACAGUGCGAUUGAAGAGGGGGAGGACACAACUCUUGAUUGUCAUGAAACAGGGCUUGAUUGA
Molecule: messenger RNA, 1094 nt
Organism: Scleropages formosus (Asian bonytongue)
Lineage: Eukaryota; Metazoa; Chordata; Actinopteri; Osteoglossiformes; Osteoglossidae
Product: nuclear GTPase SLIP-GC-like
Exons: 8
Coding region: 195-1094 (299 amino acids)
Molecular function (GO): GTPase activity
Source: RefSeq, a predicted model, not a curated record